AUGCCUGAACCGAAACACGAACAUAUCUAUGGCGUUAAUAAAUGGCAGGAUUUUAGCCGUCGUGUUUUCGAUUAUAUGUAUUUUUACCCAGUAGAAUGGUUUCAUGACAAUGUUGUUGAACGUCUCAGAGGACCAUCUUAUCCUUAUUAUCAUCGAAAAUUUAAUCCAGUUAAAACCAUCGAUGAAUGUGAAAUUGAUGAUAAAGUCUGUUUUUAUGAAGCAAACCAAGCUUAUGAACGUGAUAAACGUAUCGAUACAAUAAUUAUAGAUAUAUUAUUUACACGUGCCGCUCGAUGUAGUAUCUAUGAAGGAAAACUAGAUGCUGAUACAACAUGUCGUAAAGAAUUAGAUGAUUUGUUUCAAGCUAGAUGUAAUUAUUAUCAAAAAUAUGGUGAAAUGGGUGUACCACACUCGGUUAUCGAUGCUUAUAUGAAGCAGAAGCAUCAUAUGGUCUACAUGCGGCGUCAUCCAGAUUAUGAUUUUAGCGGGGUUGAUGAUCAACGAAAAUUCGAAGCAGAGAGAAGGGCGAAUAUGAAAAAAAUUCGGCAACCGCUGCAUUAA
This is a messenger RNA of Didymodactylos carnosus, 561 nucleotides long. NCBI's taxonomy places the organism in Eukaryota, Metazoa, Rotifera, Eurotatoria, Philodinida, Philodinidae. The record is from the annotation of a GenBank genome assembly.